AUGGGACUGCCACUUCACAAACUGUCCUGCGGGCUUGUUAUUCCUGAGCCAUUUAAGCAGGAUUCUCUUGGACUUCUUGGAUUUAAGGAAUUUGAGGGAGAGGGAUUGCUUCUCUCCUUCUUUAGUAAAAGUGUUGCUCAGGCUCAGGGCUGGUCGUUGAUCAAAACUGAUCCAACGGCUGAGACCAAGUUUUCCCCUCUUCCCUUUUAUACACACAAGACUCGAAACCAAACCAUUCCCUCAUUCAGCCGCCACCCUCCCUUUCUCUCUCUCCCACUCUCUAAAACCAAAAACACUGCGACCACCGGCUUACUCCCGCGGACGACCACAAACUCAACCGCACCACCAUCAACACCGGCGAAACCCCAAAUCAGCGUUGCGCCUCCAACCAGCAAUCCAACUUCGCCGCUGCCCCGUCUCAGCCGGAAAGACCUUCGUCAGCCUCCCCCAGCCGCGCUGCCGCCGCAUCGUACGCUCCAACGAACUGACCAGUCGCCGAAGAGACUCACCAGUCGAUGCCGAUACUAUUCCCAACCAAAAUUUUGCCGGAAAGUUGUGAUUAUUAUCGGAACACCCUCACAGGUAACAGUAGAUGAUGGGUCAACAUGUGACGUUGUGGGAUCUGGGACCAUCAAAGCUACCUCUUCUAUUACCUUGUCAUGUGUUAAGUUUACCGAAAUUGCCCUUCAAUCUAAUUUCUGUGAUGCUAUUCCUCCAUUCCUAGUUAUUCUAGUGAGCACCGGCCAACUACUGCACCUUCAACACCUGUUCCAGCAAGACCACCAAUUGUUCAAGUUUAUUCGAGGAGACGAGAGAACAACGAUACAUUACCAGUACCAGUUUAUUUGCCAUCAAACCAUACUCCACCUGAUCCUCUAGAAAAUAUUGACCUCUCUAUUACUCUUUGCAAAAGUAUGCAGACUUGCAAAUCCACAUAUUUUAUUGAUAAUUUGUUUCCUAUGAUCGCUUAUUUUGUGCAUUGAUUGUUUCUCUAAACUCUAUUUAUGUACCUAAACCUGUGAAAGAUAUUUCUUAUCAUCCCGGAUGGUCAAAUGUGAUGCUGAGGAAAUACAUGCAUUAGAGAACAAUCACAUAUGGGAUUUAGUGGAUUUAACUAACGGAAAAAAAUCAGUGGGAUGUAAGUAGGUGUUCACAGUCAAAGUUGAUUCAGAUGGCUAUGUGGCAAGACCUAAAGUCAGGCUUGUGGCUAAAUGAUAUGCUUCGACAUAUGGGGUAGAUUAUUCACACUUUCUCUCCAACUGUCAACCUCACUUUUGUCUGCUUGUUCAUUUCUUUAUCUGCUUUUGAGAAUUGGCCUUUACAUCAGCUGGAUAUCAAGAAUGUGUUCCUUCAUGAUGAUGUUCAAGAGAAAGUUUAUAUGGAGCAAUCACCUGAUUUUAUUGCUCAAAGAAAGUAUAGGAAAGUCUGUCAUUUGAAAAGGUCCUUGUACAGCUUGAGUAUAGUCCCCGUAAUUGGUUUGGCAAGUUCAGUGAGGUUGUUAAGAAAUUUGGAUUGAAAAUGAGCAAAUGCGAUCAUUGUCUUCUACCAACUAUCUACAGCUGGCACUAUCCUUCUUGUUGUUUAUGUUGAUGACAUUUUCAUCACAAGAGAUGAUUUCGAGGGGAUCUCUUUCCUAAAGUCUUUUCUUCAUACUAUAUUUCAUACAAAGGACUUAGGCUGGUUGAAAUACUUUUUGGGAGUAGAGGUAAAUAGAAGCAAGAAGGAAAUUCUUCCGUCUCAGAGAAAGUAUAUUCUUGACCUACUUGCAGAAAUUGAGAUGUUGACAACCAAAUCUUACAGUAUUCCUAUGGUUCCCAAUGUGCAUCUUUUGAAAGAUGAUGGCAACCCUUUUGAUGAUCCAGAGAGAUACAAGAGGAUAGUUGAAAGAUUAAUCUACCUCACUGUGACUCGUUCAGAUAUUGCUUUUGCAGUAAGUGUUGUUAGUCGGUUCAUGUCCACACCAACGAUCAACCAUUGGACAACUUUGAAAUAGAUUCUAUGUUACUUUGAAAGGAGCUCCUGGACUUGACAUAUUGUAUAUCAAUCACAAUCAUAUUCGUAUUGAGUGUUUUGCAGAUGCUGACUGGGCUGGUUUCAAAAUUAAUAGAAGAUCACUACAUGCUAUUGUGUUUUGUUGGAGGGAACUUGGUAGCAUGGAGGAGUAAGAAGCAAAGUGUUGCAUCUCAAUCCAGUACUGAAUAUGUACAGAGCUAUAUCACAAUCUACGUGUGAGGUUAUAUGGAUACAUCAUCUUGUGACUGAAAUUGGGUUGAAGCAUCAUAUGCUAGCAAAACUCUGGUGUGAUGAUCAAGUUGCACUUCAUAUUGCCUCAAAUCCAGUUUAUCAUGAAAGAACUAGACAUAUUGAGGUUGAUUGUCACUUUAUUCGGGAGGAGAUUCAACAACUUGAUUUCAACUAGCUACGCCAGACGAGCAACUAGUGAAUUUGCUCACAAAGGCAGUGAGUUGGACUCGAGUUUAUUCCCUUUGUAACAAGUUGGAUAUGAUUAAUAUCUAUGCUCCAAUUUAAGAGUGAGCGUUGAAAAUUUCUUGUAAUAUGUAGUUAGCUUAAUUAUAAGGAUUGUAUCAUAAUUAUAGGAAUAGGAUUAGAUCUAUAGGAUUUUCUUUUUGUUGAUUCUUUCCAUAGUUAGGUGUCUAUGUAUGUGUAUAUAUUCUUAUCACUUUAUGAAACAAGAUCAUCAAGUAAUUCUCCGA
Molecule: messenger RNA, 2714 nt
Organism: Capsicum annuum
Lineage: Eukaryota; Viridiplantae; Streptophyta; Magnoliopsida; Solanales; Solanaceae
Exons: 4
Coding region: 1-879 (292 amino acids)
Source: RefSeq, a predicted model, not a curated record